GGAUGAGGAGGACGUCACACAAAUCCCCAUAAUAAAGGAGGCGGCCGGGAAGAUUUUGGACAGAAGUAGGAACUCCCUGCAGAAGACGCUGGUCCUGAAAAAAGAGGUGGAGUCUGACCGGGUGAGCCAGGAACUGGUGUGCAAGAGGCAGGAGUACAGCGAGCGCAUGCAGGAGCUGGAGGAGCGGAGGGAGGAGUUCAGACUGAGAGAGAAAGAGUUUAGAGAGAAAGCCGAGAAGUUCGAAAAGUUCCUCAAGGACAGCGAAGCCAAACAGCGGCGGGCGACGGCGAGAUACCAAGCCGAGUCCCGGCAGAACGAUGUGCGCAAAACUGAGAUCCAACAACUGGCAGAGCGACUGGAGGAGAAGAGAGUCAGGCGGCGCACUCUCCAGGAUCGGGUGACGAGGAAUCGGAUCUACGAGGAGUUCUUGGUGAAGAUGGUGGAGAAAGUCCCGGACAAUUAUUUGGAGUACGGCGUGGAUUCUCCGGUGAAAGCCAUUAUCAGACGCUACGAGACGCUGUCCCUAACCAACGAGAAUCUGGUGAAUAAUCUGACGGUCCUCGCCGAUGAAAACGAGAGCGCGCAGUACAGCCUGGAGGCGCUAAAGAGACAACACGACACGGCGAAACUGACGAUGACCAGCGAGUUGUCCCGGCUGCAGUUGGAUUUCGAUCGGCUCCAGGAGAAGAGCAAACAACUGGAACUCACCUUCAACCUGGAGAAGAGCCAAUUCAGGAACCAGAGCGUGGAGAUCGGGAGCCUCCUAUUGGCUGUCAUUAACCUGGCUGAGCAGUGCCAGAUGAAGCAUUACGGAGCUCUGGCCGAGGUGGACCUCACCGAGAAACUGGACAUGGUGAAGGAAUACAUUCUGGAGAAAAUGCAGAUCGAACGUCUGGCCAAGAAGCCGUGGGAGGAGCUCCAGGUUUUGUCCAAUCCGGAGGACUAUCUGAGGAGACAGAAGAAGGCGGUGGCCAAUAAGGAGUCCCAGAGGAAGAAAGGCCCCAAGAGGGCGGCGCUCUCCGCUUAGAACUGAUGAUCUAGUAGGAGGAAU
Messenger RNA from Rana temporaria (common frog), 1051 nucleotides. It is a transcript of the gene CCDC197, whose product is annotated as coiled-coil domain containing 197. The transcript has 8 exons. The record is from RefSeq and is a predicted model, not a curated record. The annotation marks the transcript as partial. NCBI's taxonomy places the organism in Eukaryota, Metazoa, Chordata, Amphibia, Anura, Ranidae.